Molecule: messenger RNA, 6203 nt
Organism: Scatophagus argus
Lineage: Eukaryota; Metazoa; Chordata; Actinopteri; Scatophagidae
Product: collagen alpha-1(IX) chain
Exons: 26
Coding region: 1-2292 (763 amino acids)
Source: RefSeq, a predicted model, not a curated record
AUGUCCACCUACAAAGAUAUGCUGGUGUUUGCCGCAGUCUUUGCCAUCUUGGGACUGAGCCAAUGUCAGACAUUACCCAGUUUUGAUCUGCUGGAGGAGUUUCGUGUGCCAGAGUCUAGAGGAGUGAAGAAAGUGGACGGCUCUCAACCUGAGGCGGUGGCCUACCGUGUAAGUCCUUCUAUUCAUCUACGGAGGACCAUGAGUGAUGUAUAUCCAGAUGGACUUCCCUCCGACUACUCCAUCAUCGCAACAUUUAAGGUAACCAAGGACACUGCCAAGAAAUCCUGGGACCUGUGGCAGGUCAGUGACCCCAAGGGACAAGAGCAAGUUGGCCUGCGUUUCCAGGGUGAUACACGCUCUUUAGACUUCUUCUACACCAGCCCGCAUGGGAGCCAGAUGCUAAGGACUUUCUAUGGUGUGGAAAAGUUGUUUGAUGGAGAAUGGCACAAAUUGGCGCUGAGUGUGAAAGGCAGCCAGGUGAAGCUGUUGAUAGACUGUGAAGAGGUCAGCGUGGAGUCUAUUGAUGAACCAAGGCCAGUGAUCCACAGCGGGUACACUGCCAUUGUCAAGCGGGCUGUAGGAGAUCGCUCUGUGUCUGUGGACCUCCAGCAGAUGGAGAUGUCGUGUGACCCAGAGAAGGCUUAUUCAGAUGGCUGCUGUGAGCUCUCUGGUGUGUGUGGAGGGUAUGCGGAGAUUGGUCUAACAGCUGGAAGAGCAUCUUGCAAAUGUCUGCAUGGACAACCUGGCAUUCAGGGGCCUCCAGGGCCAAAGGGUCACAGAGGUCUUCCAGGAGAAGCUGGAGAUCAGGGAAGACAAGGAAACUGGGGCAUCAGGGGUAACACAGGAAACUAUGGCAACAUUGGCGAGCCAGGCCCAAAGGGAGAAGAUGGAAUCAAAGGCGAGAAAGGAAUGAGAGGACUUAGGGGCCAAGUGGGACACAGAGGCCCUAAAGGGCUGAAAGGAUUAAAAGGGGCUGCAGGCUUCAAGGGAGUUCGUGGGCCACCUGGAGACAUCGGAGAGACUGGGAAACUGGGGGAAGUAGGCGCUAAGGGUGAUAGAGGAUAUGAAGGAAUUCAUGGGUUUCAAGGAGUUAAGGGAGACAAAGGGACCACUGGUGCAGCAGGGCGUGCUGGGCCCAGGGGAAAGCAGGGCAUUGUGGGAGAUCCUGGAGAGGGGGGAGCUUCUGGAGAGAAGGGGAAGCCUGGGAUACCAGGACCUGUGGGCAGAGCUGGCACCAUCGGACCAAAGGGCAUUAUUGGAGAUCCAGGCUUACCAGGCAGAGAUGGUGAUCCUGGAAUAGAGGCCUAUCAAGGACCACAAGGUCUCAGUGGAAAAGAUGGACGAAGUGGAGUAAAGGGGGAGAAAGGCACCUUUGGGUCAGCAGGAGAAAUGGGUCCCCAAGGCCGAACUGGCCCACAAGGUUACAAAGGUUCUGCAGGGAAGCCAGGAAGACCUGGAUUUAUUGGCCCACCGGGACCUACUGGACACGUGGGUGUGCCUGGAAAACCAGGACCCAAGGGUGACACAGGAAUCCAGGGAAUCCAAGGAGUUAAAGGUGCACAGGGGGGAAAAGGAAUUAAGGGCCCCAAAGGAAAAGUUGGAGACAGGGGUGAGCAGGGUCCUCAAGGAGGACGGGGGAAACGUGGCCCGGCAGGCCCAUCUGGACGCUCAGGUCCUGUCGGAGUUAAGGGCGUUCGAGGUGAAGUGGGACCGGAUGGCUUUCAGGGGCCCGCAGGUCCACCAGGCCCAACACUCCCCGCUCAACACGUGAUCGAAGUUUGUAAGAAAGUGGUCCUGGAGCAGAUGUCCACCUUUGCCAACUCAGUAAAGAGAACGUGUGCUGCAGUUUGUCCUCUCUAUGGCAACGUGCCCAUGGGUGCCCCUGGUCCCGUCGGACAGAAGGGACCCCCCGGACCUCCUGGUGACCCUGGUAAUGAUGGUGCUGAUGGAGAAGUGGGCCCCCCGGGAUUCUACGGAGAAGCCGGAGAACUGGGCCGCCAAGGAGAGACAGGUGACGAAGGAGAGCAGGGUGAUAAAGGGGCCAAAGGUUAUGGCCUACCUGGCUAUACUGGAGACUCAGGACCAAAGGGUCAGCGUGGACGUCCCGGCAGAGCCUUUAACGGCCAGCCAGGGAAGGUGGGUGAGAGGGGACACGUAGGCCGGCCUGGACUCAGGGGCCAUGCAGGUCUCAGAGGACCUCCAGGUGUUUGUGUCACCUCUGGGUGUGCUGAGCUGAACUCCACCAGCGGGACAUCUCAGCCAGCACCGCAGAGGUUGAGGAAUCGCCCUUAGAGUAAAAAAGAAUGAAUCGAAUAUUGAGCUUAAAGGAGGAAAACAUGGUAGACGGUUUUUGUUAAUAUAUGUUUGUUCAAAUAAAUUUAAAUUUUCAUGUAAAUAAGCCUCUCAACUGAAACUGGGAACAGUUUGAUCCACAAGGUCACCAAAGACAGCAACACAUAUGUGAUUUGACGCAUAGUGGUAACAAAAUAUAUUUGUAUAAAAAGACCAUCAUCAUCAUUUGAUAGUUUUAUUUAAACUGAUUUCGCAAGUCUGAGUUGUCUUUAAUAAUAAAAGUCAUAAAGUGAUACUGAUGGUAUUUUUUUUAGACUGUUGUGUGAAAGCCUGAUUCAGGGUCACAAGCACAGCUGUGCCUGUUAUGGAAUUUAAGACCUUGUGUCAUGAAACAGGACAUUGUUGUUUAAAUAGCAGUAAUAUCUUGAAUAGAAUAAUAAUACCUACAAAUUAUUUUAAAAUCAAUGAUGUUGCCUUGCUUUUUUUGCUUUUUUUAUUUUACUUAUUUCCCAUAUAAGGUAAGGUGUUGUUGGUAGCUGUACAUAUUUUAUGUUUUAAUUAUUAUAAUCUUAUUAUUUAAGCCGGUGGUUCCCAAGCUUUUUUCCUUGAAGCCCCCCCUUACUUACGUGUCUAAGAAAAACAGCAAUACUAUCAAGUAUUGUAUCUUCACAUUGUGCAGAGCUAGAAUUGUCUUUUCCCAACUUGAAGACUUGGAAAUCCUACUUCUAGAUUUUUGUGUUUCUGGUUACAGUUUCAGUUUUUGUAAAUCUUAAUUAUGCUUCAUCAGACUAUGUAGCCUAUGUACGAAUAUAACUGUCAACAGAAAAGUAGCCAAAAAUAGCCUUCAACCUGUGCUUAUCUCUUGUUUAGCAGUUGUUGUAGUGAUGAGAACAAACAGUGACACAAACAGCAAUGUUUCCCACAUGGUGGCUCUGCAGAUACUGUUGUGACACUGUUGUUUCACAGCAACACAGAACAAGUUGAUUCCUGGCUCGUGUGGACUUUCCAGCUGAAAAACCUGCUGGUUAAGUGUGGAGACUAAAUUACUUGAGGGCAGGAGGUGCCGCCCUCUUUAAUAACAAUGGGUCAGUUUCCUUUCCGGGGGCAUUUCCCUGUUUUCUGAUCACUGUGUGAUGGGAAAGGCUUCAGUAAUCCUGCAAUCCUCAAGAACUUACUGAGUUAAGAAAGAUAAUUGUUUUGUACAGCUCAAAUGUGAUGGAGAAACUCACAGGAAGUCUAUGUGUAGCUCUUCUCGGUGUCUUUCCUGGCUCACUUUGGAUUCCUCUGGGAAGCCCAUUGCUUGUGGAUCGUCAUCCUCCACCCCAUGUGUGACUGCAGCAUCAUGUGUGCCAUGCUGCUCUGGAUGCUGUGGCCACCUCUGUCAUGGAAAAUAUUACUAAUCCACGAUUAUCCUCUGAAUUUUCUUUCUGGGCUCAACCACUUGCUUCAGACAUGCUCACUAUUUAUCUCUGUGGCAAACCAUCAUCAUCAUGAUAAAUACUGCUUAAUGCAUGUGAGCUGAUUAAAACAACCCGGUACAGUUGAGCUUCAAAGCGAUGGCACAAGAAUCAGAAGUUAUUAGAGAGAAAGAGGUUCCAUGUUGUCUUCGGGCGUUUAUUUGAAAACUCUCAGAGCAACUGCCAGACACUGUAAAUGUUAGUUGAUUUAAGUAAUAAACCAAAUGUGUUACUGUGAAGUGAAAGUGAGCCGAGUGCUGAUGCAUUUAGGUCCAACUGUAGAUUUCAUAAGCCAUCUUGACAACUUUUAACACAUUCACAUGUUGUAACACCCUGGCAGACAUAAACUUUUUCUGCUUAAUUUGCUUACUCAAUAUAAAAAGUACAAUCUUCUCAUUUGUGCAGCCAGCUGCAUGUUUGUUUUAAGUAUUUGUAUCAUUUAGCUUUUUAACAUGCAUUAACUGAUUUCACUUGCUUUCACUUUCUCUUGCAGAGAGGACUUUUUUUCACAGCUAUAAAUAUCCUCUGAGAAACAUUUGGGAAAAGAGUUAAAAGGCAGUGGAAAAAUCUGUUAAAAGGUCUUUUAUUCCUUUUGUCUGAGGCCGCUGGGUCAUAUCAUGGGAGCAGUUAUUAAUUUGCAGUCAUGACUAACCAAAUAAAAGAGGGGCUUUCAACUGAUUUUAGAUUAUCUUUGAUCUACCUUUUCCCCCAUGUGGCUGCCUGAAAGCAAAUUUAUUUUCAAAAGGCAAUUAGAAAACAUGUAGUCAUUAGUUGUGUGGAUUACAGGCAAAAUUUAAAGCUCUUUUAGCACCAUAGGACAAUAUUUUUGUACUGACUUUACUGUGUAUGUUAAUCCCAUUAAUGCAAACAUUUUACACCCAUUUAAAUGCUUGAUGUGCCGGGGGAGCACAUGUUUUAUGCACCAUUCACACAAAAAUAGCAUUACAAGAAAAUGAAGGCCAGUGGGGUUCAGAUCCCCCCUCCAGGGGCUGCAAGAUGAAACUAAACGAUUGCAUAACAAUAAAGACAAUCUAAACUUUGUUUCACAAAUUCGGAUCCUUGCUUUUUUCAUGUGACACUGAACUGGGGCUUGAAGAAUUAUUCAGAUGAAAGAUUCUGAGACAGAAACAUCAUUUUUCAACUGAAGCUGAAGCACACACCUGCACCCUGUAGCAAGGACUCUAAUAGGCAUUUCUUUGUAUUGAGGAGUCACAUGGGGUGCACUGCUAUAGGUCACAGAGUCCAGGAACGAUUGAAAGAUAGAAAAUAUUUUGAAGCCGCAGAUGUGGUGAAGAUAAUGUUGGCUGCACAUUAAACAGAGCUCAUAGCCAUGCUGGGGUUUGAUUGUAUGUGAUCAUUACAGCCGUCUUAUUUUGCUUGCAGUUAGUCGAGCCCCAAGUUUCAAAGCUUUGAAAAAGCCAUUACACUCUUUAUGUAAACAAAUUAUUUCACCUGCUCCCUCAGUUUAAUAUAAUUACUAUUAUUAGCUGUUCAGUUUUGUCUAAUUAGCAGGUUUCAGACUGAUUGUACCUGCUUGCAAGCCAGCUAUAAUUUACUUGAUCAUACUGUGGCAAUUUAUUUUAGUUGUAUCAGAUUGCUGCAGUUUUCCCGGGUAAUUAAAUAUGGCAAUUCACACAGUGUGUCGUGUUCUCCUGGAAUAGGCCAAAUCUAGCCAAACAUAUUUGUUAUGUAAUUCUGAUCAGCUUUCUGUUAAAUCUAACUGGUUUCACAUUUCCAAACAAAAUUGGUCAAUGUAUAGGUCUCAGCAGACCGCUGAAGUGACGUGUGGUUGGGCGACCCACAAUAAGCACACAGAAAGUCUGGGUUUCUUCAUGUGCACCUCCUGUUGGUUCCAAACCAGAGACCAGUUUAUAGAGACAGAAGAUUACUCAGCAUCUACUCUCACCAGAAGUUUGGCUUCUCCCAGGCGCCAAACACCCACUCAGUGUUUGCCCGCAUGAUCCACCAGAGUGUGCUGAGGCUCAGGGUCAACCAGGCCAUCAUCAGGACUCUGCAGCACAAGCUGAUCGCUGGACCUGAUAGGUGACAUUUAUACUGGAACACAGCACUGUUUGAUGGUAUUUUUUUACCCUACACGAGACACAUGUGAUGGAUGGUGGGAAAGUAGCCAUAAGUAAAAAUCCAGUAUUGAAAAAUAACAGUAUAAAAGUAUGAGUAAUUAAACCUGCUUAAAGUAUCAAAAGUGAAAAUGCUUGUAAUGGAGAUGUGUUAUGUUAUGAUACAUUUUAUAGCAUUAAAGUAUUAUUGCUGCUACACUGACACGUAAAGGGCAAGCAGCUGGUCAGUAUUUUAUAGACUAUGACAAUACAUGAUGUUAUGGUGGAACCGUGGACAGGAACCCCUCCAUCCUGGAGCCAUGAAACCAUAAUUUUACAAGAUGAUCAUAUGUGUAGUAUGUAAAUGAAUAACUAGCUGUCUUACUAAAGGAUAUGA